CGCCCGAUUCCCGAAGCCUUCCACCUCACCGCUACGCCGGCCGGCGUGUGCCCGGCUCUUCUCGCUCCGGCCGGCCCGCCCGACCAAACAAGCGAGCAGCCAGCGGCGGCCACCGCCAGCCAAGCCAAGCCGGCAUGGCCUUCCUCUUCAACAGGUUCCAAGAGGCCGUCAAAACACUUGCCAAGAAUCCAAUGUUUGCUAAGAGUCCAAUUUUUGCACGAGAUCCAAGGCACCUUCAGUUCGAAGCUGAUGUAAAUCGUUUAUUUCUCUACACCAGCUAUUACCGUUUGGGGGAUAAUGCUGAAGAGAAGGAUGCAGAGGAGAUUAUUGAUAUGGCUAGCAAAGCUUCUGUUUCUGAGCAGCAGAAGCAAGUGCAGGAGAAUGUUCACUAUCAACUUACAAAUAUGUGCCAAGCAAUGGAUAGCAUUCUUCUUCCUGAUACAAAAAAUGGUGCUCCAGAAGCUAAUAAUCAUCCUCGACGUAGUGGAUUGAGUUUCGCUGUUGGCACAGAGGUUGCAUCUGCAAACAAGCCAGAUGUCCCUGCUACCAGGCCUUUAACUCGCACUGAAUUGUCAAAUAAAUUUAGGGAUCACUUUCAAUACACCCUUGACAUCAGGCCUUCACAAAUUCCUCACAAAGAUGCAGGGCAAGGUCUGUUCUUAUCUGGAGAAGCUAAUGCUGGUGCUGUCCUAGCCAUCUACCCUGGAUUAAUAUAUUCUCCUGCUUAUUAUCGAUAUAUCCCUGGAUACCCAAGAAUUGAUGCUUGCAACAACUAUCUGAUCACAAGGUAUGAUGGAACAAUAAUUGAUGCUAAACCAUGGCAAUUAGGUGGUGAUAGCAGAGAAAUAUGGUAUGGCUCAGAUUCGGUAGAUUACAAUGCAGCGCUACCCAAAAGCCAAGAGAGCAACUCUGACCGGGCAUGGAGGAUGCUCAGCAAGCCUCUGAAGAAGGGUCACAGUGAAAACUUCAGGGAAGUGCUUGAACGACGAAACCCACUCGCUUUUGGUCACUUCGCGAAUCAUCCACCAAAAGGGACAGCUCCCAAUGUCAUGAUCUGCCCAUAUGAUUUUCCGUUGACAGAGAAGGACAUGAGAGUCUACAUCCCUAACAUUACUUUUGGUGGUGAAGAAGAGCCCAUUACAAUGAAACGAUUUGGUUCAUUCUGGUUCAAGUCUGGGCGUUCUGGUAAUAAGGUUGGGGAGUCUCCAGUUCUGAAGACGCUAGUGCUGGUGAGUACAAGGUCCAUUUGUGAUGAAGAGCUCUUCCUGAACUACCGGUACAGCAACUCAAAGAAGCGACCAGAGUGGUAUACACCAGUUGAUGAAGAAGAGGAUAAGAGAAGAUGGAGCUAGUUUUGCACAUCUUAACUUUAACAAUUCUAACUUUUUUUGUUCUGGUUUCGACCCACAAAUUGCACCAGGGAGUGAGUAAACUCCUGAAUUAAGAUGACAAUUUUAUUUAUUAUGCUCCCCUGGACAUUAGUUAACAUUUUGGUAGAGUGCCUCCGGUAUACUGUCCUUACAAGGCUUUUGUAGCGCACAAGGAAUGGAAUACUAGUACAAACUACCAAUUACAUGGUCAUUGUCCUCGGAAUUAUGUAUUCUUCGUCCCAAUAAUCUCACAGGAAAAUAAUUCAACAAUGCUUAUGGAUCUAUUCCUGAUGAGGAGUCAUAUGCUGAAGUUUCACCCAGUUUGGUUAUCAGUUGCUAACUUGCUAUUGAAGUACUCAUUUAAAUACUUACAUGAAAGGUUCAAUAUUUUGUUUCCGAAAUUUGUACCUUAUCAUUGCAAUUGCUAUAAAUCAAUAUAAGUUUGUGCAUUGAAGGAAAAAGGAAUUCUGACAUUUUGCUGCCUUUUUUUUUUUCAUUCUUGUACAUGCAAGAAAGCAACUUGUGUUUCUGAUUGGAUUGAUUCACUA
Molecule: messenger RNA, 1918 nt
Organism: Oryza brachyantha (malo sina)
Lineage: Eukaryota; Viridiplantae; Streptophyta; Magnoliopsida; Poales; Poaceae
Exons: 4
Coding region: 135-1352 (405 amino acids)
Source: RefSeq, a predicted model, not a curated record